Molecule: messenger RNA, 2961 nt
Organism: Colletotrichum godetiae
Lineage: Eukaryota; Fungi; Ascomycota; Sordariomycetes; Glomerellales; Glomerellaceae
Product: phosphatidylinositol-4-phosphate 5-kinase
Exons: 6
Coding region: 1-2961 (986 amino acids)
Biological process (GO): phosphatidylinositol phosphate biosynthetic process
Cellular component (GO): plasma membrane
Molecular function (GO): 1-phosphatidylinositol-4-phosphate 5-kinase activity
Source: RefSeq, a predicted model, not a curated record
AUGCCCACCUAUCUCACCCGCGAGAACGCCCCCGUCUACUCGCCAAAUUCCGACUUUCUGGAUCUCGACCCAAACAACACGCUAGAUCUGUCUGGCCACAAGCACCCAAUUGACGGGCUCUCCCAUACUUUACCCCUUCGCCCAUCGCGCUCAAACAAUCUCCAUGAUAGCUUCGACGAAAGCUCAACCUCAUCAACCCACGCCUCGGACGUCUCUGAUUCCAUCCCCACUCAGAUGAAUGGGACGAGGCCGACUAGCAUGAGCUCGCUGCCCAACGGCUCGGCAGGGGCCGGAGGAGGCCCAGACUUUGAUUAUCACGACCACGACUCUCAUCACCACGACCAGUACAACGAUUACAAGAAUCAAAAGCACCCUCUACAAAAUGGACACACCGUUACCAUGCCCGACCGGACAGCUCCGCCGCCCCCCAUUACUAUUAUCAAGAAGCCAUCUUCCGAUACGGAGCAAUCGAGUCCGACGGAUAACUAUCUCACGCCGCCUUCAAUUGGAUCGCCAGCGGCCGGAUCCAUCGAUCAUGCUAUAAAAACAAACGGGACCAGCAGUCCCAAUUAUGCACCUCCAGCAAUACCCUCCCAAGGUAAACUUGCCAACGGCCACACAACGCCUGUGCCAGCAGCCAGCAACGCGUCGCUGUCCCCAGAUCCCAUCGCCAAUAACCAACCGGCAUCACCGCAACGCUUCUCUUCUCCACCGCUUUAUCAAUCUGGUGGCGCUACCCCCAACGGAUCAACAUCAACGGGGCUGCAACCGCCCAACGGCGGACUCAAGCAUCGGCAUACGCUCGAAGUCCCAGGUACCCAAUCCAACCGCGCCUCCAAGGAUGGCUCCGACACGGGCUUCUCCAGCGGUCGCUUCUCUCCCACAAGCACCACGCAAAGAGUGCGUAGGGCGUCCCUUAAUCUGGUGCGGAGAGAUACCCGCUCCAUGCAAUCCGAUGUACCGCGUGACGAGGUGGUACCCGACGAAGAAGCCCUGCGUUGGGCCGAGCAUUAUCGACAAAAGCGGGCGAGCAAGAGGAAGAGAAAGGAAGAGGAGGAUGACGAUAGAGUCUUGGUCGGCACAAAGGUCGACGAACAUCACACCAACUGGGUCACCGCCUAUAACAUGUUGACAGGCAUCCGUGUUUCCGUGUCCCGCACGAACGCGAAGCUCGACCGGCCCCUUACGGAUGCCGACUUUGAGGCGAAGCAGAAGUCGACUUUUGACAUUGCCGGAAACGAGUUGGUGCCCUCGGCGAAGUACGAUUUCAAAUUUAAGGAUUAUGCGCCUUGGGUCUUUCGACAUUUACGCGGCCUGUUUCGCUUGGAUCCCGCAGACUACCUCAUGUCUCUGACGGGCAAGUAUAUUCUGUCUGAACUGGGUUCUCCUGGAAAGAGUGGUAGCUUCUUCUACUUCUCCAGAGACUACAAGUACAUCAUCAAGACCAUUCAUCACGCCGAGCACAAGUUCCUCCGCAAGGUCCUCAAGGACUACUACCACCACGUCACCGAAAACCCAAAUACGCUGCUCUCUCAAUUCUACGGUCUUCACCGAGUCAAGAUGCCCUACGGAAAGAAGAUUCACUUCGUAGGAUCUACGAUUGGCCGCGACUAUAAGGAAGACGACCUGGACAAGAACCCUCGGGCGACGCUGAAGGACCUCAACUGGAUGCGCAGACAACGAAACCUCGAGCUAGGCAUCCAGAAAAAGAAGCUUUUCCUGGAGCAGCUGCAAAAGGAUGUGGUCUUGAUGAAGAAGCUCAAAAUCAUGGACUACUCUUUGUUGAUUGGUAUCCACGAUUUGCAGCGCGGAAACGAGGAAAAUCUUCGUGGAAAGACGCUUCAGGUCUUCAACCCCGGCGGCGAGCAAGAAGAUGGCGAGCCGCCAUCAGUUCUGUUGCGAACACCUUCCAAACUGGAGAAUGCUCGUAAGGCACGGGAGCUGCGCAACAUGAUCAGGCACGAGCGGCCACAGUCGGGAUACAUCUUCAACCAGGAUGAUGGUGGAUUCCAGGCGACCCACGAGGAUAACUCUCCAGCCGACGAGAUCUACUACCUGGGUGUCAUUGACUGCCUGACUCACUACGGAAUGAUCAAAAAGAUUGAGCACUUCUGGAAGGGAUUGACAAGCGACAAGACCAAGAUUUCCGCUCUGCCCCCUGAACAGUAUGGCGACCGAUUCUACAACUUCGUCGAGGGUAUAACAAUGUCCCCGAAGAGGCGAUUAAGGAGAAGAUUCGGAAGGACCAGGAGCAGAUCGAGGCCGCCGCGGCUGCGGAGAGACAGCGCGUUGCUAGUUGGAGUUCGAGUAUGCGCCGGCGGUCGGGGACGAACAAUAUUCCCCCGAUGCCCGACUACCGGCCUCCGCCAACCCCGCCUAGCGCUCCAAUGUCACCCGAAGCACGCGAGACCGUCGAGCGAGCCCAACAAGAUGCCCGAAGGGUCCGAGAGACACGGCGCCUCCGAGCUCAACGUCCCGGACGUCGUUCUAUCGACUACAAAGAUGAAUGAACGACGAGAAUCGGGUGGCCAAGGGGCUCCUAUCUUGCCUGUAGUCGAAGAGGCAGGAGAGGCUUCAGACGGGGCAGCGAGUCGGGAUGGGGAUGACUAUCGACCGGCUACACCAGCCAAGCCUGGUAUGGAGAGUAGAUUCGCCGGACUCAGGGAUUACGCGCCGCCGACGCCGCCGAAAGGCCAUCAUCUGAAGCCCGAAAGCCAAGACAGCGGCUACGGGGCGCUGCCGAACGGGAACGGUUCCACGAUGAGCAGAGAAGACUCUCUUAAUAUCAAGCCUCGCCUUAGUAAGACUCGCUCGACAAGGCCUUGCCCCCACUACCAAAGGAGGCGGGCGGGCAGAGCAGCUUCCGCAUGGGCCUUGCUUAGGGCGCAAGCCGCCUCUUGCGGAACAACAGCAGACGAAUUCGUGUUGUUAGGAGUACGAGUGGGAGCAGUGGCGAUGUAG